AUGUCUGAAUGGUGGUACAACACUAAUUACCACUCAAGCUUGAAAGUAAGUCCUUUUACUGCACUCUAUGGAUAUAAUCCUCCUCACCUGUUUUUUCCUUCCACCACUACUGUUUUUGUUGUUGCUGUUGAAGACUACUUGAAUCAAAGAGAUGUUGUCCUAGACAUACUGAAAGACUCACUUCACAAGUCUCAGGAGAGUAUGAAAUUCUAUGCAGAAAAAAACAGAGUAGAAAGAAGUUUUGAGGUGGGUGAUAAAGUCUACUUAAAGCUACAUCCUUACAGGCAAGCUUCUAUGGCAUUGAGAAGGAAUUUGAAGCUUGCAUCCAAAUACUAUGGACCAUUCACCAUCUUACAUAGAAUUGGCAUUGUGUCUUAUAAGUUGCAGUUACUUGCAGAAGCUAGAAUCCAUUCUGUUUUUCAUGCAUCUCAACUCCAGAAGCAGAUAGGUACCAACCAUACACCAGCACCUAGACUCCUAAUCAUUAACAAUGCAGGUCAAGUGCUAGUAAUUCCUCCAGCAGCACUGGCUUCCAGAACUAUUGUCAGAAAUGGGGUGCAUGUACAUCAACUUCUGAUUCACUGGCCUAAUGCUACAGCUGAAGAUGCCGCAUGGGAGGAUGCUGCGAAUAUUCGCGGCCACUUUACAAAAUUUAAUCCUUGA
Messenger RNA from Papaver somniferum (opium poppy), 663 nucleotides. RefSeq lists its product as uncharacterized. The record is from RefSeq and is a predicted model, not a curated record. Lineage: Eukaryota; Viridiplantae; Streptophyta; Magnoliopsida; Ranunculales; Papaveraceae. The coding region runs from base 1 to 663 and encodes 220 amino acids. The transcript has a single exon.